AUGGCACGGGGAAGCAGCAGCAGAAAGCUGGCUGAGCACGGCCUCCUCUUGGUUUUCCUGAUGCUGCUGCAGGGUGGCGUGGAGCAGGCGGCGGCGAAGCCACGGGAGUGGUACGUCGGCGACCAGAAGGGCUGGACCUUCGGCGUCGAGGGCUGGCCUAACUUGCCUACCUUCAAGCCCUUCAGGGAAGGCGACGUGCUGGUUUUCAAGUACGACCGUGCGGCGCAGAACGUGAUGCAGGUGGACGACUUCGGGUUCGGCACCUGCACCAGGCACCCCGCCAACGCCACGGUGUACGACUCCGGCAACGACCGCAUCAGGCUCUCUCGCGGCCUCAUCAACUUCAUCAGCGGCGUCUCGGAUAACUGCUACAAGGGCGGCGUCAAGAUCUCACUCACCGUCAGGCCGUGACCAACCAAGUCGAUGGACUGUGUCCAUGUCGUGCAUCGAUUGAUCCU
Triticum dicoccoides is the source of this 458-nucleotide messenger RNA. Its product is annotated as chemocyanin-like. Gene Ontology annotation, cellular component: plasma membrane. The coding region runs from base 1 to 411 and encodes 136 amino acids. The record is from RefSeq and is a predicted model, not a curated record. Gene Ontology annotation, molecular function: electron transfer activity. The transcript is spliced from 2 exons. Lineage: Eukaryota; Viridiplantae; Streptophyta; Magnoliopsida; Poales; Poaceae.